Messenger RNA from Olea europaea var. sylvestris, 1159 nucleotides. RefSeq names its product protein NETWORKED 4A-like. The record is from RefSeq and is a predicted model, not a curated record. The transcript has a single exon. NCBI's taxonomy places the organism in Eukaryota, Viridiplantae, Streptophyta, Magnoliopsida, Lamiales, Oleaceae. Bases 8 to 925 code for a protein of 305 amino acids.
UGCCAGAAUGAAAAGUGAACAGGAAAAGAAUGCAUCACUGUUGGUAAAAUUGGGUAGUCUGGAAACUCAGCUUGAAUCAGCAAAUAGAGAGAUACAAAUGCACGAGGUUCAUAUGCAAAAAGAGAACAGAAAGGUUUCCCAGCUACAAAUGCAAAUAGCUGUAUUGGAAAAAUCGGAGAAAUGUCGAGCCCUUGAUUUGCAGGAGUGUAUGUUAAAAAACAAUGCAGAUUUAGCAGAACGUGAUUAUGAGAUAACGAAGCUGACUGCAGCACUGAAUGAUGCCUCGGAAAAUUUUGCUUCAGAGACGGCACAGCUUAAGUCACGUAUUUUUAAUUUGUCAGAACGUUUGACCACCCAAGAAGCAAGGACUGAGGAAUGGGAAUUGCAGUGUGAAUCAUUAGCUAAUGAGAUUAAGCAAUGUGAAGCCAACAAAAAUGAGAUGAAAAGAAUGCAUGAAGCCCAGGAAGCGAGUUGGCUAGAUGAGAUGGAGAGAAUAACACUAGAGCUAUAUGAGAAAAAUGAAUGUGUGAACACUAUGAAUGAAGAUCUAGAUAGGCUGAAACUGGAGUUUGACGCGCUCUGGGCUGAGAAAGAUGAUCUCAAUGCUAAGUUACUGACACUUUGUGCGGAGCUAAGUUUCCGGGAUAAGCAAGUUCAAGAAACAGAGGGUCGUCUGCAACAGUUGCAUUCUGAAAAUGUUCAGCUGAGUGCAGAAUCUCAAAAUGCAAAUAAGGUAACUGAUGAACUAAGAUCUAGAGUCGAGGAAUUAGGGAAAGAGGUGGAAAGGCAGAGAGUCUUGAUCUUGGAUAGAGCUGAGGAGAAAAGAGAGGCUAUACGACAGCUAUGUUUUGCAAUAGAGCAUUAUAGAAAUCAGAAUGAAGAACUUCGCUGUGCAUGUAAGAGGCCUGCAGUUAUGGUCUCAUAAAUUCAGUAUUUUCCUUCCAAAGCAAAAAGUCCUCUACAAAAAUCUCAAGAAAUAUAUUUCUUAGAUACUGCAGUAUGUGUUUUGUCAAGUAUUGUAAUUCAUCGUAUUCAAUAACAUCUUAUAUUUGUAUUUUGCCAUUACUUUGGUUAAUUGUGCUUGUACUGAUUCAUCUUUUGACAUUGUUGCGAUGAAUAUUCACGAACAGAAUUGAUGUUCGGUUGGCUGAUUUGUUUU